Perca flavescens (yellow perch) is the source of this 3635-nucleotide messenger RNA. Its product is annotated as serine/threonine-protein kinase D3. The record is from RefSeq and is a predicted model, not a curated record. Bases 649 to 3315 code for a protein of 888 amino acids. Lineage: Eukaryota; Metazoa; Chordata; Actinopteri; Perciformes; Percidae. The transcript has 19 exons. Gene Ontology annotation, molecular function: protein serine/threonine kinase activity; ATP binding. Gene Ontology annotation, biological process: intracellular signal transduction; phospholipase C-activating G protein-coupled receptor signaling pathway; protein phosphorylation. Gene Ontology annotation, cellular component: cytosol.
UUCGCUCCUCCUCCUCCUCGGUGUGUGAGCGAUAGUUUGUGCCUGUCGCUGCCUGUGAUAAUCAGAUCCGUGAGAAGCUGGAGCUGUUCGGUUGGACAUCUGGGCUUAAUGGGUCGAAAGUUUGGAGUGAAACGAGACAAAAAGAAACGGUUUACUUGCUCGUUAACUGAUUUACUUCUCCCUGCCAGACCCUGUGGACCGAGCACAGCGAAUUUGAACUGUUGUAACCGUUAUAAAUUCAGCCGUUGAGCGGCUCGAGCUCGCCGCUGGAUGGGAGUUUAAAACGCUUAUUUUUCUCCUCGAUGGAAGCGAAAAACCCGCCCUGUUGUCAGAGAUGCUGCCAGUGACACACAAUCCGCAGUCACACCCAGCAGGAAGCCUGAGGAUUUAGUGGUUAUAAAACUUUUUUAAUAAGUUCACCUCUGCAGCAUCCAGAGCUUUUACUUCAUAGUUGUGUUUCUACCUCGGAGAUGCCCGUCCGUGAGAGGAGACCUUUCGUGCAGGAGUUCAGCGGUAAGAAAUGUGAUCGGGGACAGAAAACGCUCGGCUAACGCAGUCAAACACGUGUUUUUUUUUGUUUGUUUUUUUUGGAUGUCGUUGGCCUGCGACGCCUUUCUGUCUGCACGACGUCACAGAUAGCGGAGACCAAUGUCUGCCGCCGACAACAGCCCGCCGCUGCCGGCCUCGCUGCAGUCGUUCCCCGCCCUCCCUCCGCACGCCGUUCCGCCCACCCCGUCGCCGUCCCCGAGCCCGCCGACCACGCUCUGCAGCCGGCUGUCCAACGGCAGCCGGGCGGCCGCCAGCCCCACCAGCUCGCGGGGCUCCAUCCACGGAGGAGUCUCCUUCCUGCUCCAGAUCGGACUCACCCGGGAGACGGUCACCCUCGACCCCGGAGACCACUCGCUGUCAGCUGUCCGCGAGCUCGUCUGCUCCAUCGUGGAUCAGAAGUUCCCUGAAUGUGGAUUUUUCGGGAUGUACGACAAGAUCCUGCUCUUCCGCCACGACCUGAACUCGGACAACAUCCUGCAGCGUCUGACCGUGGUGGAGGAGAUCCACGAAGGCGACCUGGUCGAGGUGGUCCUCUCCGCUCUGGCCACAGCCGAGGACUUCCAGAUCCGACCUCACGCGCUGUACGUCCACUCCUACAAGGCACCGGCCUUCUGCGACGACUGCGGGGAGAUGCUGUGGGGGCUCGUCCGACAGGGCCUCAAGUGUGAAGGAUGCGGACUGAACUACCACAAACGGUGCGCGUUCAAGAUCCCCAACAACUGCAGCGGGGUCAAGAAGAGACGGCUGUCCAACAUCUCGCUGCCGGGCGCCAUCAUGUCCAUCGCUCGUCCGCCAUCCACCGAGUUCGCCCCGACACCGCAGGAGGAGCGCCCCCUCCUGGGCGCCGGGAAGCGUAACUCCCUGCUGAGCGGACGUCCCAUCUGGAUGGAGAAGAUGGUCCUGGGUCGGGUCAAAGUCCCUCACACCUUCUCCGUCCACACCUACACUCGUCCCACCAUCUGCCAGUACUGCAAACGCUUGCUAAAGGGCCUCUUCCGCCAGGGCAUGCAGUGCAAAGAUUGUAAAUUUAACUGCCAUAAGAGAUGUGCGGCCAAAAUACCUCGAGACUGCCUUGGUGAGGUCGACUUUAACGGAGAACCAGCCAGUCCCAGUCUGGACUCGGAGGCGACGAUGGAAGUGGACAACUGCGACACCAACAGCGACGGCGGCCACAGCCUGGACGAGCAGGACGACAAGCUCUUCUUCAUCGAGGGGCACGGCUGCACGGACGGUGAGAAGGACGACGAGACGCUCCGAGCCAUCAGCCCGUGCACGAGCAGCAACAUCCCUCUGAUGCGAGUGGUUCAGUCCAUCAAACACACCAAGAGAAAAAGCGCCACCAUGGUUAAAGAGGGCUGGAUGGUCCACUACACCAGCACCGACAACCUGAGGAAGAGACAUUACUGGAGGCUGGACAGCAAGACUCUGACUCUGUUCCAGAAUGAAAGCGGAGCCAAGUAUUACAAGGAGAUCCCACUGUCCGAGAUCCUCCAGGUGGAGCCUGCGCAGGACUUCGGCAGCCUACCCCAGGGCAGCAACGCUCACUGCUUCGAGGUGAUCACAACCAACAUGGUGUACUACGUCGGGGAGGACAGUGGCGGUCUGCAUCACAACCCCGUCCUGGCGGCGACCGGCGUGGGGCGGGACGUGGGCCAGAGCUGGGAGAAGGCCAUCCGACAGGCGAUGAUGCCCGUCACGCCCAAGGCCAGCGUCGGCACCGGGCACAGCCAGGGGAAGGACCACAAGGAAGUCUCCAUCAGCAUAUCGGUGUCCAACUCCCAGAUACAAGAAAACGUGGAUAUCAGUUCAGUGUAUCAGAUCUUUGCUGACGAAGUCCUCGGCUCCGGACAGUUUGGGAUCGUCUACGGAGGUAAACACAGAAAGACCGGCAGAGACGUGGCAAUCAAAAUCAUCGACAAAAUGAGGUUUCCCACCAAACAGGAGAGCCAGCUGAGGAACGAGGUGGCCAUUCUCCAGAACCUGCACCACCCGGGGAUCGUUAACCUGGACUGCAUGUUCGAGACCCCCGAGCAGGUGUUCGUCAUCAUGGAGAAGCUCCACGGCGACAUGUUGGAGAUGAUUUUGUCCAGCGAGAAGAGCCGGCUGCCCGAACGCCUCACCAAGUUCCUGGUCACGCAGAUCCUCGUGGCUCUGAGACAUCUGCACUUCAAGAACGUCGUCCACUGUGAUCUGAAGCCGGAGAACGUUCUCCUGGCCUCGGCAGAACCCUUUCCUCAGGUGAAGCUCUGCGACUUCGGCUUCGCUCGAAUCAUCGGGGAGAAGUCGUUCCGCCGCUCGGUGGUCGGCACGCCAGCCUAUUUGGCGCCCGAGGUGCUUCGCAGCAAAGGCUACAACCGCUCGCUAGACAUGUGGUCGGUCGGCGUCAUCAUCUACGUCAGCCUGAGCGGGACGUUUCCCUUCAACGAGGACGAGGACAUCAACGACCAGAUCCAGAACGCUGCCUUCAUGUACCCAUCCAACCCCUGGAAGGAGAUCUCGGAGCAAGCCACAGACCUCAUCAAUAACCUGCUGCAGGUGAAGAUGAGGAAGCGCUACAGCGUGGACAAGUCGCUGAGUCACCCCUGGCUGCAGGACUACCAGACCUGGCUGGACCUGCGGGAGUUUGAGACGAAGCGAGGCGAGCGCUACAUCACCCACGAGAGCGACGACACGCGCUGGGAGGAGCACGCCGACGAGAGAGGCCUGCACUGCCCCAAACACUUCAUCAUGUCGCCCAACCUGGACGACAUGGACGAGGACCCCUAGCGGCGCCGCCGCGCGGGCCGAGACGUUUCCCGCCAGCGCCCCGGUCCGAUGUGACCCUCCACGGUGGCCAUGGAGACCGCGGCGCGGUGUGUUGGCGGAGGCGGCGGUCAGGCAGCUGUGGGACGACACUGUGACGAUAAUUCAGGUCCAGAGAACUUUUAAAUUUUACUUUUUUUUUUUCUAUUUCACUGCAAAUUUUUCUACAAGCCAACAAACACACAGAGUGAGCCAAGGGCUAAAAGAGAAACAAAUCCAGAGCCUUUAUAUAUAUAUAUAAAUAAAUAAAGGCCAAAAGUUUGGACACACCUUCUCAUUCAAUG